AUGCAGAGGCCUAACACACUUAUUUUCGGGGAGCUGUGGGAGGAAGGGGAAGAUGGCGAUGAUGGAGGCAUUGGACCGUUCUGUUUACUGUACGCUUUCAACAGGUUUAUCUUGCUGACAGUGAGCGUCCUGACCACCCUGGAGAGACGUUUCAACCUCCAGAGCGCCGACGUGGGCGUCAUCGCCAGCAGCUUUGAGAUCGGCAACCUGGCCCUCAUCCUGUUCGUCAGCUACUUUGGCGCCAAGGCCCACCGGCCCCGCCUGAUUGGCUGCGGCGGGAUCGUCAUGGCGCUGGGAGCGCUGUUGUCGGCCUUACCGGAGUUUUUGACUCACCAGUAUGAGUACGAGGCCGGGGACUCGUGGCAUGCUGAGGACGGCAGGGACAUCUGCUCCAACAAAACUAGGUCUGAAAAUCGAGACUCUGGGUUUAACUGCGGCAACCGAGCCAACACCAACAUGAUGUAUCUUCUGCUGAUUGGAGCCCAGGUUCUGCUUGGCAUCGGGGCCACGCCUGUCCAGCCUCUAGGAGUGUCUUACAUUGACGACCAUGGCAAGACGGCCUGCGGUUCGUUCUGUGAAUACUUUGAUCUGCGCGGUCUCUGCCAGCAGCGGCACGGCGUGGAGAGGAGGGAGGAGAGGGCUGAAAGAGCAGAAAAAAGAGAAAAUAGAGGCCAUAUGAGGCUUUACAGCCCCUACUGGUCUCCCCCGAAACCUGGUGCUGCUUUUACAAAGUACAAAACCAUGUCCCCAGCCAACUCCACGCGAACCUGCUGUGCCGGUGGCUUCUGCUUGAUGUGA
Molecule: messenger RNA, 798 nt
Organism: Menidia menidia (Atlantic silverside)
Lineage: Eukaryota; Metazoa; Chordata; Actinopteri; Atheriniformes; Atherinopsidae
Source: the annotation of a GenBank genome assembly